Molecule: messenger RNA, 663 nt
Organism: Cherax quadricarinatus
Lineage: Eukaryota; Metazoa; Arthropoda; Malacostraca; Decapoda; Parastacidae
Product: delta-myrmicitoxin-Mri1a-like
Source: RefSeq, a predicted model, not a curated record
UUGUGAACUGCUAUCCUCGCUCCCCGGCUUGAAUUCAGCUGUCAACAUGAAGCUUAUUCAUUUGAUCUUGAUGGUGGUGAUGACCAUCUCUGUGCUGAUGGGAUCAGUCCGAGCCUUUCCUGACCCUUUAGCCCUGGCUGACCCUGUUGCUGAAGCUUUGGCUGACCCUGCUGCUGAAGCUUUGGCUGACCCUGCUGCUGAAGCUUUGGCUGACCCUGCUGCUGAAGCUUUGGCUGACCCAGCUCCUGAAGCCCUGGCUGACCCUAAUCCCUUGGCUCUGGCUGGCCUAGUCCCCAAACGUCGGAAGGACUGCCCCUGUUACACCAUUUUCGGUCCUUGCCCUUUUAUAUGCUCAUAGACGCCAUCGAUAUAUGGCGCUGAGAGAUGAUAUAGCCAGAUGUCCAGUGUUGUACGUACAUGUCCAGAACUGCCCACAUGCGUUCAUUACUAUAAACAAGUGUCCGACACUAUACAGAAGUGUCCAUUACUGCACACAAGUCUCCAAACACCUGCAAGGUAUCUGGUCAACUCCUUCACUCCACCAAGACACAACCUACUAGCAUCAUUCUUAUUCCUUUCCCAAAUCCAUUUCUUGACAUUUUAAUUGAACUUUCUAUCUUAAUACUUUGUUUGUGAUUAUUAUGUACUCACAAAUAAAAGAUU